AUGUUGUGGAAUCGGACUCGCAAGCAAAUUUUGCUGUUGUGGAUUCUGUGUAGCAUUGGAUUAUGUGCAAGAGAAGACAAGUCGGAGAUAGAAGAUGCCACCACUGAAACAACAAAAACCAAUUGCUCCUGGCUCUCCGACCCUUUUAACGUUACCGAUGAGAAAACUGGACAAGUGACAUUCACUUACAACGGAUCGUGCUGCUCAAAUCUUGCUGCGGAAAUGUUGAAAAACAGUUUUUACUCAACAGAAAUGGAAAGGAUGGAAGACCAAUUGAAUACAUCUAACUUUCGUACGGAGUAUCAAAUCAGGAACAAUAUCACCGCUUUGAAAAUAAAUGCACUGGUAAAAAUGUUGUACUGCAAUUCGGACGCCUGCCCUGGAAUGGAUUCGGUUUGGGAUAACUGCUCAGAAACUACUAGCUCCUCCUCCACCACUGAAACAAUGAAAACUCCAGUUACUACCACAAGAAAAUUGGAUUGUUAUUGGCUUGAUGAACCUUUCAUUAGUUAUUACCCAGUGGGACCAGACAGCAUGGUAAAUGUAAUUUAUACUGGUGGUUGUUGUACUGAAACGGCAAAAUCAGCAUUGGAAAAUGGUCCUCCGGAUCAUUUACACUUGGAAUCUUACCAGGAAGACUAUAAAGCAGAAGCACUGUUUGAUUACUUGUUCUGCAUCCAAGACGCUUGUCCUUACAUGACCCCAAUAUGGACCAAUUGCUCAGAUUUGACAACCACAACUGAAGCUCAGACGACACCGACGACAACCGAAUCUACGACUGUCACAUCUGAAGUCACGACUACAAAGAAAAGACAAGGAGGAUUCCUACCGGAAGACACUACAAGGACAUCUACAUCGACAACCAGUGAAGCGGAAACCUCGACGGAGAAGAAGGCAACACGGAAGACUAAUAAUGGAGAGCCAUCGGAUGACAAUGAAGUGACAACAAGACUAACUACCGUGGAAUCAACUACAAUAACUCUUGCGGAUCUUUUGAGCGGUGUUACAAGCAAGGCUGACCGGACCUCAACCAUAUCUAGCACCUCAUCAAUUCAAACAACUACUACUGCUGGAUCCUCGUCAACAACUACAAGUGAAACACCAAAGAAUGAAGAGCCUAUUGAGAAUGAAAUGACAGAAGAACAUGAGGAGUCAACAACAAUAAAGACAUCUCCAAAGGAAUUCCAGGAACCCGAGAAGGCUUCGACUGCAACAACGAGUGUGACGCAAAGCAAAACCCUAAACAAUUUCAAAAUCACAGUUGAGUAUUCAGAUUCCACUGGGACAUCAACCGUUGUCCAGCAAGAAGAAACGUCUACCACUGUGAGCAAGAAGAGUACUUCUUCCAACGAGCCUGAGACAACAACGGAUAAAGAAACCCCUGCAACCACUACUGAUGCUGAUACCGAGGUAACUGUCUCAACCACUUCUGAUGACUCUGAAACUUCUAAAGACCCUGAAGAAACUAGUGAAAAUACAACGCCCUCCGAACCAUCCAAAUCAUCCUGGACUACUGAAAGCUUCACAACUCCUCUGAUCAAUCUGAUCAGCAGUUUGACUGGCUCCACUGUGUCUUCUUCGUCUCCAAAAACAACUGAAAUGCCAAUGGAUUCUGAUGAAACUGGAAGCUCCACUACUCAGACUUCGCCAAAAAUGACUGAUGUUUCAACCACUCCCGAAAGUGGAAGCCAAUCAACAGAUACUGCUGCAUUGACCACAUCUGGAACUCAUGAAACAGGAGCAACUUCAAGCUCCACUGUGUCCUCUUCGUCUUCAAAAACAACUGAAGUGCCGAUGGAAUCUGAAGGAACGGAAAGUUCUGCGUCCUCAGGAAUGACAGCUGGUUCUUCAACUACCGAAAGUGAAAACCAAUCUGGAACUCAUGUUUCAAGCACAACGACAAGCCAACGAACUAGCACCACGGUGUCCACUUCAUCCUCUAAAAUGUCAACGGAUUCUGAUGAAACUGAACGCCCCACGUCCUCAGGAAUGACAUCUGGUACAACAAGCUCAGAUCCAAAAGACCGAUCAACAAAUCCAACCUCUCAAACCAGCUCAACUCCUUCAUCUGAAAUACCGACCACUGCUGAAUCUGGCAAGACCGACGUAACUGGAUCAGCUGUUGAAGUGACUGCAACAACCGGCUCCACAACACCUUCUUCCACUCAUUCUGAGUCUGAAACUGCAAGUGGUUCUACUGGAACGACGUCGACAGAAACCGUCACUGGAUCAACCAAAUCGACAGCUCAUGGCUCAACGGAGACGCCAACAACCACAACGGCUGGAAGUGAAGCAGGCGGUUCUGGAGAACCGAAGACUUCUGCAACUGGAACACCGUCAACUGCUACUCGUGGAGCCACAGUAACCGGAAAAUUGGCACCGUCUCCUUCAACCAGUAGUACACAAGGAACGGGCACUGUCACAACUGGAGAAACUGGUAAAUCUGGAUCAACGAGCACGACUCACCCGAAACCGACCAUCAGCGGACAUAUCAUUGACUACACAGGGACUGUGGAAACCACUCCAACAGCGAAAACGUCUGAAUCGAGUUCUGGAGCAACUGGAAAAGGAGAUUCCAGCUCCAUGGACUCCUCCACAAAAUCCUCAAGUAGCUCAACAACGACUAAACCGACACAAGGAACUGGAUCAACAUCAAAACCAGGAAUUACUGAUUCCUCCAAAACUUCCUCAACUUCAAGGAAACCGGAAACAGGAACAAGUUCUAGUGGAUCGUCAACUACUACCAAAUCAUCUGGAUCUAACUCGACUAGUGGAACUAAUGGAACAACCAAAUCUUCAAGCUCGAUGAAGACAUCUACAACUGCUCAGUCAAGCAAUGGAACCACAAAAGGAGCUGGUGCAACAACUUCCAACAAAUCUGAUAGAACAAAGACGACUACAGCCAAAUCAACAAAGGCUUCUAGCUCUUCAGAAAAGUCGAAAGCGACAGAUUCCCAAAAAGUGUCCACCAAGCCAACAACAAAGUCUCCAGUCUCCUCUUCUACCUCGGUUACCACCUCGACUACGACAUCGACCCCACCCCCAACAUCAGCCACCAGUCCGAUGUCCGACAUUGACCGACGCUACCGACCCACUGAUGCCGAGCUGAAGCCGUUCUACGCACCUAGAGAGCGAGUAAUCCAUCUCUGCAUCAAAUAG
Molecule: messenger RNA, 3159 nt
Organism: Caenorhabditis remanei
Lineage: Eukaryota; Metazoa; Nematoda; Chromadorea; Rhabditida; Rhabditidae
Exons: 9
Coding region: 1-3159 (1052 amino acids)
Source: RefSeq, a predicted model, not a curated record